CCUCCACCAUUGUUGAAUUGGCGGUGAAACGUAGUCAAAAGUUGGCACGCCCCUCAUCUGUCGGCAUAGUACCCUCUACACCCAUACUAUCGGGACGUGAUCGGACUGCAUCCAUAACGGGCCCACAACCGGUUGAUAGCAUCAAACGUCGUGAAAUGGAAACGUAUAAAAUACAAACGCUACAAAAGAUGCUGGAACAGGAGAAACUGAAUUUGGAACGUCUGAAAGGUGAUACCAACGAUCCGAGCUAUAAACUUUCCGAAGCGAAUAUACGAAAGCUGCGCGAACAAUUGCGAAAAAUCGGUGCAGAGGUAUGUGCUAGAGGGGACUUGAUAAAGAUUUAUUGAAGUUAAUGCUCUUUUUUAUUCGUAUUCUCUUUUUUACUACCGACAAUAUACUGCUCAUUUA
Molecule: messenger RNA, 408 nt
Organism: Rhagoletis zephyria (snowberry fruit fly)
Lineage: Eukaryota; Metazoa; Arthropoda; Insecta; Diptera; Tephritidae
Biological process (GO): G protein-coupled receptor signaling pathway
Cellular component (GO): cytoplasm
Molecular function (GO): guanyl-nucleotide exchange factor activity; G protein-coupled receptor binding
Source: RefSeq, a predicted model, not a curated record